AUGAACGACGCCGAGCGUCGUAUUUACGCGCGACUCUCCAAGUUCACCGUUUUACCCCCUGUUGUGUUAGACUUCAACCAGAGUGAAAAACCCGAAAUAGUCGCCAAUGUGAAGAAGUAUUUGCAAUUUCUUCAUUUGGAAGACUAUGCGAAGAUGGAUCUUGAAGCUUAUACGAGCUUGACUUUUGAAUUUUAUACGACAUUCAAAUUUGCUAAAAAUGGUACGGAUGUCGUGUGUCUCCUUGGAGACAAGAGAAGGACGAUUGACGCCACUUUGAUGCAUCAAAUAUUCGGUUUUGUAUCUACGGAAGUUGAGGCACCUCCGAAAGGGUUUAAUGUAGAGAACGUUUGGUUGGAGAUCACUGACUGUCCGAAGCCAAAAGGAGACAUGCAAAGUAGGUUUAUUAAGGAUCUUGCAGUAGGGGCGGAGGAUACCGAUUUAAGGGGAAUGGUGAAGGAAAUAGCAGCCAGGAUGGAAUCUCUGAUGGUAUCUCAGUACGAUACCUUGAAGGAGAGAUUGGAUUCGAUUGAAUCCACACUUUCUCAAAAGGCAUUGCAAGAUGAGCUUCUGAAACAAAAUGAAGCAUUGGGUAGUGAAGUUGCUACCUUGAGAUGUGAUCUGCAGCAAGUACAAGAUGAAGUUGCAACAUACAAAGAAUGGAUUAGAAAGUCCAUUCCCGAGUUGUCUUACAACUGGCAAACUAAAGCAACUGAUCUUGAGAACCGUGGUGGCAUUGUUAGAAUUAUUAUUGAGGCCAAGUUUUCUUCUUCUAUUAGAUUAGCUAUCAACAUUGGAGGGCAAAAGCUUUCUUUCACUUUCGAUAAAGUGUUCAUGCCCGAUGCUUCUCAGGAAGAUGUUUUUGUGGAGAUCUCACAGCUUGUUCAGAGUGCACUUGAUGGCUAUAAGGUAUGCAUCUUUGCAUAUGGCCAAACAGGUUCAGGCAAGACCCAUACAAUGAUGGGUAAGCCAGGACUACCCGAUCAGAAAGGACUCAUUCCAAGAUCACUAGAGCAGGUGUUUGAGACGAGGCAAAUUCGUCAAGCCCAAGGAUGGAAGUAUGAUAUGCGGGUUUCAAUGCUUGAGAUAUAUAAUGAAACGAUUCGUGACUUACUAGCACCAAAUAGAACAUGCUCUGAUGCCUCACGAGCAGAAAAUGCUGGAAAGCAAUAUGCAAUCAAACACGAUGCCAAUGGAAACACUCAGGUUUCUGAUCUAACUAUUGUGGAUGUUCAAAGUAGCAAGGAGGUUUCUUAUCUCUUGGAAAGAGCAGCACAGAGCAGGUAG
Striga hermonthica is the source of this 1284-nucleotide messenger RNA. The record is from the annotation of a GenBank genome assembly. NCBI's taxonomy places the organism in Eukaryota, Viridiplantae, Streptophyta, Magnoliopsida, Lamiales, Orobanchaceae.